ACUACUACGCGCAAGCUGCUGGACCCAUCGCGCCUCUCCUCGCACCGAGAGUUCAAGUCUGAGGUUGCGCGCGCGGCGUGGGGGGAGCGCAGGCGGGCCGUCCAUCGUUACCUGUAUCUACGCGAGGCCGGCCCCGGAGCCGCGGGGAGGUUCCUGUCUAACUUUUUCCAAGUGCGCACUCGCUUUGAUGCGAAGCUGUCGGACCCGUCCACGGGGGCCGCGCUUUCUCCCAGUGCGAGGGUUGAGGCUGUUAGGCAAGACCUUUUAGCACGCGACCGCAACGACAAUGAGCAGGCUCCGGGGGCCGAGGAGGCCACGGCACUGCAGGUGUGCAUGAUAUGUAGCGCUGGCGCCCUCGCAGGAGCGUCAGCCCGAGCGCCGCCUUACACGGAUGAUGAGGUGCGCGCUGUGCUGAGCGCCCCCAAGCCUGGUAAACGCACAACACACGGGUGUUAUGCCGCCCUGCGAGUGGAGACACCAGCGGGCGCGCGGCUGACCAGGGCCCUGAUGAACCUCGCGCGCGCCGCCUGCGUGACCGCGAAGAUCUGGUCACUGUGGCAGAUCACCCUCCUGCACAAGAGCGGCCCAAACACAGUGCGGGCCCUCUCCGCCCUGCGGCCAAUUUCCAUUGCUAUGGAAAUGGCAUCGGCGCAGGACGCUCUCUGGAUAGGCCGGAAUAGCGGCGCGCUGGAGGCGCAUUGCGGGCCUUGCCAGCAGGGGGGGGCCGGUGACGCCCUCACCCUUGUAAUUGGCCUCGCCUUGCACGCUCAGCUGCGGCGCGCGCAGGGCCUCCACACUUGGUGGGCUCUAGCUGACGGCAAGUGCGCUUUCGACGCGCCGUCCCGCCAUGCCAGGUUGGCGGGUGUGUACAACGCUGGUGUCCGCGGGCCUGAUUGGCUCAUUUUGGACGACGUCAAAGCGCAGAACCAUCAGUGCCUUUCCCUGCAUGGGCUGCUGAGCCCCCUGAAGCUCGACGGGGUCGCGCAGGAGGUGUCACGCUUGGAAAAGGCUGAGGAGUCGCCGUGGCCCCAGGCGAGGCCCCCCCUCCGCGGCGCCCUCGGCUCGCUAUCGUCGCUGGCUGACCGAGUUGCCCCGCUGCUGCAGAGUGCGCUUGCGAGGGGCAGGUCGCUGUUUGACGAACUUUUGCAGGCGGCGGAGUGCGGGGGCUUCUUCAUCCCAGCUGCCGCAGACCAAAUCCCUCCCCGCAUUGAGUCGGUCAUUAUCUACGCCUCCCCGCUGUUGGCCCUGGCCGAGGGGGCUGAAGCGGCUCUGAAUCGCUUGCAGGUGGAGCUUCGCCUGCCUUCGCCGCCAGUGCAAAUGGACCGGCACCCGGCAUGCGCCGCGGAGCAGCUGGAGGCUGCGCGUGCCAAUCCAGCGCGGCUGGAGCGGCACCGCUUGCAGGUCGUGCGCCCAGCACUCGUGGAACAUGACCGGCAGGCAGAGGCUGCAGAUGCGUGGGCAAGAUGGGGCGUGAAAGACUACUUCCUGACGGCGCGCAUAUCCACCCUCGGAGCGGCUAGCGCCAGCAGCUGCGAGGGGCGGCGCCCCCAGGGCCAGGCGGUGGGCGCCCCGCGGGCGCCCGGCGCGAGACCCGUGCUUUUCGACGGUUUGGCCCUGGACGUUGUCGCCGGCGGCGCUGGCGACCAGCUCGCCAAGUUCGACGGCGGGGCCGUAUCUGCUGCGCUGGCCGGCGCCGCCCGCGCGCCGCUCACUGGCGACGGGCCGCCAGGGCGCGCCGAGGGGGUGGGAGCGGGCGCCGCGAGCGGCGCGCGACAAGGCAGCGCGGGGAGGCAGUUGGACGUCCAGGUGGCGGGCCGAGUCGAGCGCAACAUGGACCAGCCGGUUGACAUUCUGGACCACUGCGCGCCCACGCAGGUCGACUCGCCUUACCAGCAAUAUCAGCGCACGUUGCUCGAGAGCUCGACGCUUUGCUCGGAAACAAACACGCCAGUUGUUGCGAGGAGUGGCAGCGGGUGGCACUCGAAGACAACCCUGACCCUCACCUACCGGGGCCUCAGAGGCGCCGAUGCAAGCGCGGCUCUGAAGGGCGAGGCUCCGCUCUCCGUCCGGACGGGCGGCCGCUAUGGCAUCGGCUGUCAUUUCGCAGCCGAUCCGCUCGCGCCCCCGGCCUACGCAAGGCAGACCCAGGAGACCUCGGCUGUUCCCAGCGCCCAGCUCGCCGGGCCUGCCGCAGCACAGCCCGCCAGGCUCGCCUCUGGGGCGGGAAUCGAGGCGCGCCCCCGGAGGAUUCCGUCGCAGCCCGCCACCCCGUGCCCAUUCCCGGCCGGGCCGCCCCCCGGCGACUGGGGCAUCUUCCCGGGCGCGGCGGCGAAGGGCCGCGCGGUUUUGCCCCCGGCUGCGGCGGGGCCCCCUGAGCUGAGCCCGCCGCGCAGCCCGCCAACGAGGUGGAUCGGCGCUGGGCCAGAGUCCCCGCCGCCCCCGCCGCCGCCGCCGCCUCUGCCGCCGAAAGCGAGCGCGGCCGACGCCGCCUUCACAGGGGCGGCGUCGCCAGCCACCCCGAAGGCCGCAGCGGCCUCGCCCCCGGCUCGCCCGCUGCCCGCGUCGCCGGGCCCGCCGCUUCUGAGCCCGCCGCCCCUUCCGCCGGGGUGGGAGUCCUGGCGUGACUCGGGCAGCGGCGCCUUGUAUUUUCAGCAUCGCAGCUCAGGUGGGCACGCCCCAGCCGUGGCGGGCGCCGCAGGUGGGCCGACCGCGCCCUUGGUCAAGGCGCUCCCGCCCAGUUCCUCUCCGCAGCCCGCUUCGAGCGCCCUGAAGGACUACGCCAGUGAGCUGGCAGCUUUGUGCCAAGAGCUCGAGCAGCUCCAAGUUGCCCGCGCGGGCUGGGAAGUGCUGGUCGGCGCGGGGGCUCCCUCGCCCCAUGCGGCGGGCCCCCCCGGGCCCCCCAGUGCGCUGCCGCUGCUUGACCCCGUUGGCUCGGCCGCGGCGGCGCCUGACCCGCGCCAGUUUGCCGCCCUCGGGAGCGAGGCUGAGCUCCGCGAGGCUGUUCCCGGCUGGCUGCGCAAAGUCCGCGAGUCCUUCGGGCCAAAGCCCGGGGGCGGCCGCGCGAAGAUCGCGGUCUAUUUCGCCUCCCGCUGCCACUCGGAGGUUGACCUCCACAAUGCUGCCACGGCGAUGGGGGUGGCGAUUUUGGCCGGCAUGCGCCGCGGCGGAGCGGGGAAACAGGUGACCGCAGCGCCCCCCUUCGCCCUUGGGACCGGUGACUUUUCACAGCCUGGCUUAGAUAUCACGUGUUCUAAUUUGCCCAAGCAGGUUUUGCCCAUCCAGCUGCAGAAUAAGAAGCAGGGUCGAAUUGUCAUGCACGCCACCCGCCCUCUCUUUGAAGAGCAUAUUGAGGAGCUCCUGCUUUUCUUCGGCCUCGUCACGGACAUCGAGGGCCCCGAGCCGAAGCUUCGCACGCAGGGGAGUCGCGAGGCUGGGCCCCUGAUCGCUCUUGGCCGGCAGCUACGAGCUUUCCUCGCCGAAGAGGUCGCCCCCCCAUUACGUCCUGCGCGCGGGGACCCACCGCUCGUGAUCUCGCCGUUCGCGGGCCCAGCGCUGGCUGCCGACGCCGCCGGAGCUGUGGGCCCGCCGUUGGAGUUGUCAAGCCAGCAGCCCUUGCGCAUGGCCGUUUUAAACCCGGGCUGGUGUGGCUUGCUCGCCCUCGGCACAGACGCGCCCUUAGAUUGGCGGUUGCAGGCCAUGGCGCAGCUUCUGCACGAUGAGAAUAUCGAUAUUUGCACCACCCCCGGUGCGCGAUUCCCGCCGGGUGCGGCGCUGCCGGCAGGGUACCCGUACUGUUGGCUGGGCGAACGCUCUGCUUCGUGGGGCGCUGUCGGGAUCUUCUUGCGACCCGAACUGCUUCCGGUAGUCCGCCCGCUGCUUGACGUCUCGUCUGCGCGGGUCCAGUGGUUUGAAGUUUGGACCUCGUCGAGCGGCACUACUGCCGCGUCGGGGCCGUCUCUUGUCUUUGCCGCAGUUUACCCAGCGCCAGGCGGCGACGUGGAAACCUGGAGCGCGAUCCUUGGUGAGCUCACUCGAUUGCGCUCGCGCUUUCCGCAUGCCUCGUUCCUCGUCGCUGGGGAUGCAAAUAUCCAUCUGUCCCACGUCCUUUCGCACCGCCCGGGGUGCGGCUGCUGCCAUUGUCACCAAUCCCCGGAAGAUCGCGAUAUCGAGGCUAUGCUGUGCGCUGCCUCGCUCAUCGCGUGCAACCCGCCGGUGCCCGCGCACGAUUCUGGCACGUGCAUUGACCUUGUCCUCGCGGACUUGGGCCAACAGAUCUCCGUUGCUGUCAAGGAGGCCGUGGCCGUGGCCUCUGACCAACGCCUGCUGUGCUGGUCAAUGCCGCGCCAGUGUGACCGCUCCGCGCACGUCGGUUUUGGCCGAGUCAGCCGGCGCACUGAUUCCCAAUGGGAUGACGCCCUUAGCGCGGUGGAACCGCUUCUCCAAUUUGCAGCGUCUGCGGUUGAGCUGUGCGUGCAUGCGCCGUGGCUCCGCCCUCCGUGGAGCGGAGGCCAGGCCUCUGUCGCCCAGCGCCGCGUGCUCCUGGACGUGGCCGCGUGGUCACGUGACGUGCUAUACACUCUUGCGGGCCACGCUGCGGGGGUCACCCGUGCGGUGACGUCGGCGGCGUCUCGCAAGCGACGCCGGCCCGUUGGGCCAGCCCCGGCGGAUUUCUCUGAUCACCAGGCCUUCAAGAAAGCGGCCACGCAGGCAGCCUGGGAUGCUAGGAGGGGCGCGGCCCAACGUUUUCUCCACCUUCGGGCUUUGAGCCCUGGGGCAGCGGAGCGCUUCCUGUCCUCUUUCUUCGCUGGCCAAGACAGGUUUGAGAUCGCACUCGCCGACCCUGCCACGGGACGGGUUUUCAGCGCCGACGAGAUGCUCCAAGCCAUCGAGCAGGAUCUGCAGUCGGGCCCCCGCGUGGUGCGUGAUGUCGCGUGCCUCCGGCCCAUCUCGAUCUCCACUGUCAUGUCUGCGGUUGUGGACGCCCUCUGGACACAGCGCAACCGCUCUGCGCUCACGCAAUAUUGCGGCGCUGGCCAGCAGGGCGGGGUCGGGGACCCCUUGCUUGUGUUGCUAGCGCUGCUGCUCCACGCGCAGCUCCGCGGCGCUCAAGGGCCCCCCACGUACUGGGCGCUUACUGACCUUCGCUGGGCCUCGCAUGAUGCCAUGCGCCUGUCGUCGUAUCUUGCUGGCGUGGUGGAGGACGAGUGGCUCUUGUUGGAUGAUUUCAUCCAGAUGGACAUCCAGUUUGUAGCCCUCCAAGGGCUGGCGUCCGAGUUUUUUCGGCUGCCCUGCGGCACCGCCCAAGGCGCCCUCCGCGCCGUUGCAUCUGCCGAGCCAGAUUCUGCGUGUAGCCGGUUUGCCCGCGCUGUCCGUGCCGACUUUAAUUACGCCUAUGGUAAAACAGCGGCCAUGGCCGUUGCUGGUAGCCCCGACCCCGGGUGGGUGGGCUGCCCCGUCGUGGAUCAGAAGCUGGUGCUUGGCGUUCUCGUUGACGCGAGGUGGUCGUUGCGCAAUGCGGCUGGACUUGGCCGGUUGGGCACGCGGAUGCUCGAGCGAGCAAUCAUGGCGCGCGCCCGUCUUUUGGCGCAGCCUCCCGACCACCCCGGCGCCCGCAUGCUCGCGCUGGCGCGCCGCCUCACGCGCGCCUCCUGGGCGAGCGCCGUCGCCGCCCGCAUGGCAGAGCUCGCGCCACCUGUCCUGGACAUCGAUGUCCACCCAGCUUUCCGCCACCCUCUGCGUGGCGCCCAGGGCUCUCUGCAGUUGCGUAGGUCUCUGCUGCGUGACUUCAAACUCCAGGUGGUUCGCCCGGCCCUGCAGGCGCGCGAUCGGGCCGCGUUCCAACGCGCGACCGGCGCCUGUUUGCCCACGCUCGGGAUGUCCUUUGCCGUGCUCGUCCCCGAGCCCAACCAGCUACCAAUGUCCUUGGCGUGCCGUGUCUCCCCGUCGCUCUGGACCGCUGUGCUGCUUGCGGAGCUGCGCAGGUGGACAUUGCCCAUGCUGCGUGGCUGCCCCAGGCAGGCCGCGCAGCGUGCCGAUUUGGAGUCUCGCGCCCUGCUCCCGCCGCUAUCGCACGCGGCCAUGUACAUGUACCAGCUCUUCCGCGAGGGGCCGCCGCCUGAAGAGAGGUGGCGCCACGUUCUCUACGUGGCGCGCGCCUUGCACGACUCGAUAGGCUCGCGCCCGGGCACUUAA
Prorocentrum cordatum is the source of this 6192-nucleotide messenger RNA. The record is from the annotation of a GenBank genome assembly. NCBI's taxonomy places the organism in Eukaryota, Dinophyceae, Prorocentrales, Prorocentraceae.